This is a messenger RNA of Dendrobium catenatum, 2126 nucleotides long. Its product is annotated as peptide chain release factor 1. The record is from RefSeq and is a predicted model, not a curated record. The transcript has 12 exons. Lineage: Eukaryota; Viridiplantae; Streptophyta; Magnoliopsida; Asparagales; Orchidaceae. Gene Ontology annotation, biological process: translational termination. Gene Ontology annotation, molecular function: translation release factor activity, codon specific. Bases 360 to 1631 code for a protein of 423 amino acids.
UGAGUGACUGCUGAUUUGAGGGUGGUGGUCGAGCGGCCUAGGGACGGUGGGGGAUUAGUGGCGGUCGAUCUCUUAACGCUAUAAGUCCAAUGGGCCAGUUGGGUGGCUGAGAUCCAACAGAACGGGAAUCUAUGCCUGUAUACGGUAAGAUUGAAGUCCGAAGGCAGUCCGGACUCCGCACCAAUAAUUUCUCCAUAAACCCUAACGGUCUUACCCUAGUGCUUUGGGAAGUUCGCACAGCAGCACCAUUGCGACACCAGCCAAAUCAUCUCUCGACGGCGAAUUGACGCCCCAUUCAAGGCUGCUUAUUUCUUUUCCGAUUUCAAGAUUGCAGCUUUCACACGCACCUGUGGAAGAAAAUGAGAUUUACAAGCUUACGAUGGGCUCCAGAUCUUCUCCGCAGACUUCAGCGAUUCGAAUCCUGUUCCGCUUCGACUUCAGCGUCUCCUGUUCUAUGGGUUCUGCCAUUGCAAUCGAGAGGAUUCAGCUUCCUUGUCCCUCCAAGUCGUCAAUACUCUAGUGAAAUCACUGUCCACCUUUCCCCAGAUCUCCUUAAGAUAGUGGAACAAAGUAUGAUAGCAAUAGAGCAAAAAAGUGCUUUUCUUCAUGAUCAAAUUAACCAGCCAGCAGUCACAUCAACUGAGUAUUCAAGAGCUAACAAGGAGCUCCGGAAACUCGGGAGCUCUUUGGAACUAAUUAAGGAAGUGAGGGCCAAAAGGAAGGAGAUUACUAGUCUGGAGUCAUUAAUGUCUGACUGUUCUGAAGAUAAAGAUAUGCGUGAUAUGGCGUCUGAGGAAUUAGCUGAGGCUUUUGAGGAAGAGAAAAGAUUAUUUCAUUCGCUGCUUAAAUUAUUGCUCCCAAAGGAUGAAGCCGAUGAGAGGGAUUGUAUUCUUGAGGUGAGAGCAGGAACUGGGGGAGAAGAGGCAUCUUUAUUUGCAAUGGAUAUAUUCAAGAUGUAUGAGAAAUAUUCCCAGAAAAAGGGAUGGAGAUUUGAAAUUAUUGACAUAAUGGAGUCUGAUUUGAAAGGAUACAAGGAAGCUAGUGGAACAGUAUCUGGAUGUGGUGCAUAUGGGAAACUCAAGUUUGAGAGUGGCAUUCAUAGGGUUCAGCGAGUGCCCCUGACAGAGAAGUCAGGGCGUGUCCAUACUAGCGCGGUAUCGGUUGCUAUUCUUCCUCAGGCUGAUGAGGUUGACGUCCAGGUACGUAACGAGGAUCUGAGGGUUGAUACUUACAGAUCAGGCGGAAGUGGGGGCCAAUCUGUGAACACGACAAACAGUGCUGUUAGAAUUACUCAUAUUCCAACUGGAAUUGCAGUGGCAAUACAAGAUGAAAGAUCACAACAUAUGAAUAAGGCCAAAGCACUCAAAGUGCUAAGAGCCAGACUAUAUGAAAUUGAAAGGUCCAGACUUCACAUGAACCGUUCAAAACUCCGCUCAGAGCAGAUUGGAAGCGGUGAUCGAUCAGAGCGGAUUCGAACAUAUAAUUUUCCUCAAGGACGAGUCACCGAUCACCGUGUUGGGAUCACUCAACAUGCCAUUGAGGAUGUCAUGGAAGGUGAGAGCUUAGAUGUUUUCAUAGAUGCCCUACUAUUGCAGGAAGAGAUGGAUGCUAUUGCCACCUUCAGCGCUUAAUAGCAUUUCACAUUGCAGAUGAGAAUGUCAUCCAUAUACACGGUCAUAAACUCCUCUAUAUAUGAUCUCAGAAUAUUAUUCGCUGGUGCAUCGAAUAGAUUGAAUGAAACAAGCACCCAUUCGUAAAGUCCUUGCUUGGUUUUGAACUUAGUUUCCUAUGGAUCAUUUUCUAUGAAUAUAUUGAACCAGCUCCAUAACAAAGAAAACAUCUAUGACAUAUAACAUGCAACAUUAUGAUCAAGAUGCAAUUUACAAUGUUGAUGUAUUGCAGAUAAUGACAAAGAAAGCAACAUACAUUAUGCAGAAAAUUUGUCAUUGCUUUACUCUCCCAACAUUUUGUGUUCAUAAAUUUGUUUUAGAUCUCUGGCUCAAUGUUGCAUCUGUCAAUCGUGUGGUGAAUUCAUCCUGCAUAUUGUAAAAUUAUGAUUGUAUUUAAUAGACUAUAUAGAAGUGGAUGAAAAAUGAUAUUAAAGCUAUUAAACUUAUGUUUUUUUU